Cladophialophora immunda is the source of this 1938-nucleotide messenger RNA. RefSeq lists its product as uncharacterized. Lineage: Eukaryota; Fungi; Ascomycota; Eurotiomycetes; Chaetothyriales; Herpotrichiellaceae. Gene Ontology annotation, molecular function: histone binding. Gene Ontology annotation, cellular component: Swr1 complex; NuA4 histone acetyltransferase complex. Gene Ontology annotation, biological process: chromatin remodeling; regulation of transcription by RNA polymerase II. Bases 334 to 1068 code for a protein of 244 amino acids. The record is from RefSeq and is a predicted model, not a curated record. The transcript is spliced from 6 exons.
GUUGUGCCUCUCAUGAAUUAAUCGACACAACCCACCUGCUCCCUGGGUUGAUCCACUCAACAACCUUUGUGAACGGCAAAGCAUCUUUCCACGAAGUGCGACAACCCAAGGUGCGCCCCCUGUUCUCCUUUCUCUGGUCAACAUCUGGUGUCCUACUGAGUGCGCCGCUGUUGAUCUCCCACAUCCCUUGGACUGAUCGUUCUCCCCUAGUCAUUCACCAAGUCCCAGAAGUCGCUCUCCUCAGACGACGUCCUCAUCAGUUGCGACGCAGCCGAUCUCGAAACCCCACCACCACGCUGUUACUUUAAGUUCAACUAAAUACAGCAGCACAUCAUGCCGGACGUCAAACGAAGCGUCAAGAUCGUCACGGAACAGAAGAUAAUUCCUGGAGCCGACAGCGGAGUCACGGGUUUUCCUUUGAGACACUGGUCGAUGAAGAUCUUCCUGCUCCAUGCCGAUACAAAGCAGGAGAUCGAUGCGGACAUCUUUGAGUCGGUAACAUAUUAUCUCCAUGAAUCAUUCGGUGACAAGGCAACACAAACCUUCAAGAAGCCACCAUUUCGCGUUGCUGAGGAUGGAUGGGGUGAAUUCGAACUACGGGUCGAGAUGAAAGAUCUCAGUGGCAAGGUCCACAGCAUCCUCCACGACCUCAACUUCGCCAACGCGCGUUAUGAGACCAAGCAGAUCAUCACUUUCAAGAACCCGAAAGGUGCCCUUCUCGAGACGCUUCGUAAUUCCGGCCCGAUCCCAGGAGAAUCCGCUUCCAACGGAACCGAGACCGCCGGGAAGAAACGUACGAGCGAGAUUGGGGGAACGCAAAAGAAAAAGAAGGGGGACAGCAAGGCCAUUGACAUGGACAAGCUAGCUGAGGGUCUUCAAAAGCUUGGUGAAGAUGAUCUGCUCCAGGUUGUGCAAAUGGUGCACGACAAUAAGAGCGAAGAUUCAUGGAUGCGCAACGAUGCUGAGCAGGGUGAAUUCCACGUCGAUCUCUACACUCUUCCUGAGAAUCUCAUCAAGAUGCUUUGGGACUUCACCACCGAGAAGAACGCCAUUUCGGCAUCGGCAUAGCGAGGCUGUCGACCACCGCAGCUUCUGCCAAUGGGUAGAGCUGGAAUGGUCCCCCAUUCUCUGGCCAUCCCAUGUCUUUAUCUGACUCUUUUCUGGAUCUUGAGCUUCGAUAGCAUGGCGUCUUUUCGUGGCAAGAGAGCAGGGAAACAAACGGGUUGGAUCUCUGUACCAUCACAUCUAUGAACGACUCGGGCAUGAUAUGACCUGGGUUCUCCUUAUGCGAAACCUUUGUUGCUUCUGAUGACCGUAUUGCUUACCGGCGCACACAUCUAAGCAUCUGGGAACGAGCCUGAACCAAAUGUUUCUUCAACCCUUUCAACAUUUCCAGGAGGGAAGGAGUGGGAACUUUGAUGGAAAAAGUUGGCGGUCAUGAUCCUGAUUCUCUUCUUUUCUUUUGUUGUCCCUUUCACACGGCAUCUCUGUGAGGCUGGCUGGCAGGCUGGCAGGCAUGCAUGACAUGGAAUGACAGCAACUUGCGACGCACUGGGAGUUGGGAGGCGGGUGACGGAUGUACUCUUACGGCGGCGAGGAUUCCCACCCAUCCUCACAUCUCAUGUUCUCUCAUGUGCCGCUCCACCACCAACUGACAUGGCUAGUUGGCCGGACGAUGAUGCAACGACAAUAAUGCCUGCAAGUUGCCGGAAGGGGAAAGCCUCCAAGAGGAAAGACAAAGCAAAUCCAACCAAUAAAAAAAAACCAAGCGGUCUGCAGAUUCGCUCAGCUAAAAGCAAGGUCUCUCCCCACGUAGGUAGCAGGGACGGCACAAUAUGAAGCUGCGUUCUAAGCCCGGGACACAAUAAUGAAAUGACAAGAGCAAUGAUACGAAAAUCUUUUGACGACGAACAGUGUGUUUUUGAUAUUGUUUUUUUU